UCGCUCUGGAUCGAGCGAUGGCGACCGCCACAGGGGAGGAAGCAAGCGUGGCGGAGCUGCAGGAGCGCCUGGUGACGUUCAAUGGGCAGCUAGAAACGAUCCAGCUGCUCUUAACGACAGACCCGGACAAUCAAGAGCUGAUUGGAAUCGCGGCCGACUUGAAGGAGGUGAUCAAACUCACACAGGGCAUGGUCAACCACCACCUCAGUUCAUGCGUCGACAGCCGGCAUACUGCCGAUACCGGGGCAGCGUUUCCUGUUGGAACAUACGUGGAGGUCUUACGCGAAGGACAGUGGUUCCCAGGGGUGGUCGAAGGCAUCAAGCGCGCGCCAGGUGGCGGGAACACAUUCACAAUCCAUCUACUGGGGCUAAAAGUCAAGCAGGAUGUGGACUUGACGUCCCUUCGGGCAAUUGACACCGGAUCCGCGCCCCUGCUGCAUGGGAUCGACGUUGGCGUUUCGUGCAUGGCAAAAUACUACGUCGAUGGCGUGUAUUACAAAGCAGUCAUCAAGGAGGUGACAUCCCAUGGCGUGAUGGUGCUCUUCGAGGGAUACGGCAACCUGGAGGAAGUGCCGGAGGCAUACCUUCGCCCGGUCGAGACCAAGGCCGCAACGAACACUGCCCCCGUGGCAGAAGCUCCCAAGAAAGACGACAUGUCGCUCAUUGCGAUCCCAGCUAGCUUGGCCAUUUUGCCGACAGAUUCCGAAGCCGAGCGAGAUCGCAAGCGAAAGCGGUGGAUUCCACUCGACGUCGAGAUCACUUGGCUCAGCUUUGUCGUAGGAUUCGUGCAAUCAAGUCGCUGAACAGGCACAAAGCGAUCGACAUUGAACGUAACACCAAGCAGAACGACUGGGCCAAGUUCCAGGCCAAAGCGAGCAAGAAGCGGGUGAUCGGCGUGAUCUCGAACCCCAAGAAGAGCAGCAUCUUCGCCUCGCCCGCGACGGUUGACGGCCGCGUUGGCGUCAUCGGCAGCGACCAAAAGAUGACGCGUUUCGAAGACUCGCGCAAGAAGUUCAAGCUCGUCGAGCAGCCCGACACCGACCAGAGUUAAGUGACAGAAUCAAAUGCACAUUCGUCUCCACCAAACGAUGGAUGCGUCAACGCGCAACGGCACAAACUGUGCGCCGUGCCUCCA
Aphanomyces invadans is the source of this 1135-nucleotide messenger RNA. RefSeq lists its product as hypothetical. Gene Ontology annotation, cellular component: nucleus. Gene Ontology annotation, biological process: negative regulation of DNA-templated transcription. The transcript is spliced from 3 exons. NCBI's taxonomy places the organism in Eukaryota, Oomycota, Saprolegniomycetes, Saprolegniales, Verrucalvaceae. Gene Ontology annotation, molecular function: DNA-binding transcription factor activity. Bases 18 to 803 code for a protein of 261 amino acids. The record is from RefSeq and is a predicted model, not a curated record.